Physella acuta is the source of this 4887-nucleotide messenger RNA. RefSeq names its product cyclin-dependent kinase 4. The record is from RefSeq and is a predicted model, not a curated record. Gene Ontology annotation, cellular component: cytoplasm; cyclin-dependent protein kinase holoenzyme complex; nucleus. Lineage: Eukaryota; Metazoa; Mollusca; Gastropoda; Physidae. Gene Ontology annotation, molecular function: ATP binding; cyclin binding; cyclin-dependent protein serine/threonine kinase activity. Gene Ontology annotation, biological process: G1/S transition of mitotic cell cycle; signal transduction; regulation of G2/M transition of mitotic cell cycle.
AAGUAAUCGUAUUAAGUUUAACAUAAGUUGUUUCAACAGCAUAUUUAGAGGAAUUUUCUUUGAACGUUGACUAGUACAAUCGUACUAACAGCAUUCCAUGUGUUUGUGCGGGGGCCACGGUGAACAGUGCUGGUAAAUGUCCCUUCCAGAAUUUUGAGGAUAUCUUAUAUUAUUACUAAAGUAUGGAAUCUCAAAUGAUCUUUUGUAAAUGCUGCAAGUGACCAAAUGGUUGCAAAAUGAAGGCAUCCUCUCCACAUACAUCCCUGCCUUCACCCCAGCAGCAACAGCACAUUUCCCCACAGCAACUGUCCAAACAGCACCAAGUCCUACAGCCUAGUCGUCAGCACCAGCACCAGUCACCCUGGCAGCAACAACAGGGCAAAUGCCAGAAUCAGACCAUGAGUCACCAGUCCCAGACAAUGAACCACCCCCCUCAGUCAGUGCGUUCACAAGGAAGAGAUGCGGGGGAGAGGAACUAUGAAUUUUUAUCCCAUGUUGGUCAAGGAGCUUAUGGUCAGGUAUACAAAGCUCGAGAUCCAAACAAAGAAGGAUCUGUCGUUGCCAUUAAACAAAUUAGAAUAAGGCGACAGGGCAGGCAUUAUGAAGCUGGGAUGCCGAUGGCUGCAGUGCGUGAAAUAUCCUUGCUGAGACAGUUGGAGAGUAAAGAACACCCCAAUAUUGUCAAAUUACUAGAUGUUCAUCAUCAAGCUGUCUCAGAUAAAGAUAUUUGCCUCUCUCUAGUGUUUGAAUUUAUUGAUCAGGAUUUAAAUUCCUACCUGGAGAGAUGCCCUCCUCCCGGAUUGGGACCAGACAGAAUUAGAGAUCUAAUGGUGCAGAUGGUGAAUGGCAUUGACUUCCUUCACAGCAACCGCAUAGUGCACAGAGAUCUGAAGCCUCAGAAUAUACUCAUCACAAGUGAUGGGAUUCUCAAACUGGCUGACUUUGGUCUGGCCAGGAUCUACUCCUCUGAUAUGAAGCUGACUUCAGUGGUUGUUACACUGUGGUACAGAGCACCUGAAGUUUUGUUGACUGGUAAAUAUUCUACUGCUGUUGACAUGUGGAGCUGUGGUUGCAUAUUUGCUGAGCUUUACCUGAGGCGGCCAUUAUUCAAAGGUACCUCAGAAGGUGAUCAACUUAAAAAGAUAUUUGAUGUGAUUGGACGGCCUGAUCUGGCAGAAUGGCCAGAAGACGGUGUCCUUACUUGGACCUCAUUCAGACCAACUCUACCUCCACCUUUAGACAGUAUAAUACCAGAGAUAGAUGGCUUAGCAAAAGAUCUUCUAGAGAAACUGCUUAUUUUCAACCCAGAGCGCAGGAUCCAUGCUAAAUUUGCCUUACACCAUAGCUAUUUUAGAGAUGAUUUUGACAGGACUUCAAGUUCACUUUCAGAAAAUGAUUCAGAUGAUCGAUCCGAUACACCUGUCAGCAAGUAAAGAUAAAGCUACCAUGAGAUUAGAUUUAAAACAUAUCAAAAUCCAGCAAGAACUAGCCACAAGCCUAUAACUAGCCUAUGGAGAUUAUUGGUAAACUGGCCAUUUAUCUUUGGCAAGGUUUCAGUUUAAAUGAUUAACGGAAAAUAUUUGUUCCAUUAUAACAUAAAUUGUUUUUAAAUAUUUUACUGCUAGAAACUUCCAAAAUAUUUAUACAUUAUAGCCCUAUAGUUUGUACUGAUAACAUUUUUGUGACAAAACAAAAAUAUCCAAGGUUUAGUACACAGUAAUGACAAGCUCCAAUGAAGGCUUUGGUCAUUGGUUAAUUUUUUUUCUUUACACAUCAGCAACAACUACCUGUUUAUUCAUUUUAGUUUUUCCAAUAAGUGAAAAUUCUAAAGCUUAGUAUAGACCAUUGGCCUUGCUAGCGUUUUUAGUGUCCAUGACCGUACAUUGUAAAAACUGAUUAUUCUUGUUUAGGAUUUGUUAAAAAAAUUUUUAGGGGAAAUACAUAACAGUCUUUGAAAGAAAAAAAUGGCGAAGGGUCCUUGAGCAAAAUUUUAUGAAGCAGAUAUAAAAAGUUUGUUUUUUAUGUUGAUGCUUUGUCUGGCUAAAAAAUUUAGCAUAAAAUCAUAAUGAAUCUCUUGAACAAACUUGUGUUAAGUAGGUUUGUUUUCAUCAUCAUUAGAAUAACUAUGUAGGUAAUUUUUUUUUAAAUAUUUACCAAGGAUAUGUUCACUUAAAUAAAUUCUCCUAGCUUUUAGCUACUUUUAGAACUGAUGUAACUAGAUUAUUUUGCAUUGCAAAAAAUGUUGUUGUAAAAAGUAUAUUAUUAUUAUAUCAAUGUAUUUUAAGUCCAAUAGUAUUUCAAUGUUAAACAGUACUGAAACCAAGGAUGUUGUAAAGAUGAGGGAAUGUGGUUCCCUAUAAGCUCAGUGUAUCAUGUUUGUUUAUGGAAUACAAUGGCUCAAUAGAAAAACAUGCAAACACUAACCAGUAUUUGACAUCAAAUAUCCAUCGAGAUGAUGGUAAAAGAUUUUAGAGACUCUGCUCUAAUUCCUUAGCUUCAGACAUAGAUUUGAAUUUCCUAUUUGGUACACUUUUCUUAAAUUGUAAUGUAAACUAGUUAUUGUGAGAAAGUUGUAGAGAAGUCGUUUUUGUGGUAAACUAUCUUGCUUACAUGUUUAAGUGCUAGUAGUAUAAAUGAUAUACAAGUUGAUAUUAAAAUACCAUUUUGUUGUUUAUUUUACAAUUAGAAUAAAAUAAAUUAAAGGAUUGAUAGAUGAUUUAGAGGUGUAUUAAACACAUUAUUAUGGUUUUUAUUAUUAUAACUAGAAUAAGAUCAAAUACAGGACUAAUGUUUUAUUAGAGGUGUAUUUGAUAUUAGUUUUUAUAGCAUAAAAGUAAUAAAAAAAACAUUCUGUCAAUGAGAAACUUACUCUUCCCUUAUAUUAUCCCCAAAGAUCACUGAUGUUUGUUAGGUACUUAAUUGUGCUGGGACAGAGUUCUUAAGAAAAGUUUCUACUUAACUCCUAGUUGAAGAGUUACCCAGUGAAAUAUAACAUGUAUUUGCUGAUGUUAGUGUAUGCCUCCUGGUUUAUCUGGCCCCUAUAGUAUUUUGUACAUUACUUAUUGAAUGCUUCCUAGUGGCGACAAUGUUUCUUCCAUUGAAUGUGUACUUGCUUUUAUUAGUGUCCUGGCAUCUGACUAAAUGGUGGUGUCAGGGUGGAGAUGAUGCCUGCUUACUUUAUUAUAUUACUUUACAACAAUUUACAAACAUGCACAAACUUUGAGGCGGUAAAUCUAAUACAAGGUAAUGGUGUUGAAUGAUCGAAAUAGUAAUGCCUUGUGUGAUAAGACAGAGUUCCCAAUAUGGUAUUUUAAAAUUUGAAAGUAUUAUUGUAAAAAUUGUCCUGUCUGUUUAUUCAUCAACUUUAAAGCAAUUAUGUACAAUUAUAAUCAUCCUUUUGACUAUUCUAAAGCUCUUUCAAAUGUUAUUGUAAAUAUUUUUCCUAUCAUAUUUGUUAAUUUCCAUUGAAAGUACUUUUAAAUUUCAUUUUUUUUUAAACUUGGUAGACUAGAAAUAAAUAAUGUAACAUGUAUUAUUUCUGUUGGUUGGAUGUUAAAAAACUUUUCAGCACUUGUGUAAGCAUUUUUUAUCAAUUUUAUUCAACAACCUCCUAUUCAGCUCCUUGCUUGUUUUUGACCAGUUCCUACAUUUUUCUACAAUGUUGGAAUAAGGCAGACAUCUUUGUCUCACUGAGCAUUUUUACAGAUCUGAAAUAUUUUUUUCUAUGGCUAAUGAAAAUAUAACAAUGUAAUUUUUAAAAUUGCAUAAAUGCAAGUUUUAUAAUAAUUAUAAACAUAUUUUUCAAAACUUGCAUUAAAUGCUACUCUUUCUGUAAUAUUUUAUGGUAAACUUUUACACUACAGAUGAUCUUUUCCUGUAUUGGACUUAAUGUUAAUAAGUUUUAUCUUGCCAUUUAUUUUGUUGCUAGUCUGUUUAGAAGCGAAAAAGGAAUAAAUACACAUUCAAAUGGUAUUUCUAGUAGAAAUAAAAAAAAACCUCAUACUCUUUCAUGCUGGAUUAUGUACUUGUGGAAAGUUUAGGGAUGCCAGCUUAUAAAAGUCUCAAUACACAUUUUUUUUGUUAUAUACUAACUUUAACAUUACAAAGUUAAUAAAUUGCUCUCUUUUGUGGGGCAUGCAAGACUAGCUAAUUACAUUGCUUACUUAUUUUUUGUAGAUAUUUCAUUUAAUGCAGAUUUCUGGGGGGGAGGGUACAUAAAAUCUGUGGAAAGUACAGAGUUCUUACACCACCUGACAAUUGAUUUUUUUUUUGGUCAGGUUUUAGUUUCUGCAUCUGGUAUCUUUUGAAUGUGGUUUAUAGACUGUAUUGUAACACUGGUGACUGCUCAUGGUUUGAGCCUGUCAUAACUUGUGCUGUUCUAGUACUGUUGUUUGUCAUAUACUUAUGUAACUUUUUUUUUCAUAGGUCUGCUAGUCAUUGCAGCCUGUGAAUUGAGUGACAUACUUUUUACUUCAAUUAGUUAAAAAUUUGUUGUCAGUAUAUUAAGGGAACAAUUACUAUAAAACAGUGAAUCGGGCAUUUUUUUUAGUAUUCUGUGGAGCUUUUAGAAACUUUUGAAUGUGUCAACAGGGUCCAAAUGUUACCACUUGAAUCAAAUUUUUAUUUUCUACCGUCCAAUGGACACAUUCCAUUCCUAGCCCUAUAUGUAUAUGUAGGUUUAUAUUCCACAUCAUGUUUCACAUGGGACCAUUUUGUUAUUUGUUAAAUGGAGACAUAAAAACCAAAAUGUAACCACUUAGUAGUAUAACAAACUUGCAGUAAAUGUACGAGUGGUUCAAAUUUAUUUUCUUUGCUUCUGGCAUGAAUAUUAUUUGAUGUUAUAUUGAAUUCAUUUUGUAACAAAUAAAUGUACCACACAAAAGCUAA